Messenger RNA from Camponotus floridanus (Florida carpenter ant), 2103 nucleotides. It is a transcript of the gene Dpit47, whose product is annotated as tetratricopeptide repeat protein 4. The transcript is spliced from 8 exons. The record is from RefSeq and is a predicted model, not a curated record. Gene Ontology annotation, molecular function: Hsp90 protein binding. NCBI's taxonomy places the organism in Eukaryota, Metazoa, Arthropoda, Insecta, Hymenoptera, Formicidae. Bases 59 to 1222 code for a protein of 387 amino acids.
AAGGAGUAAUCGUCAUGUGCAAUUCUCUACAUCAUAUACAGUGUACAAAUUGACUACAAUGGACAAGCCUAAUGAAGAUCAAAAGAUGCAGGAGCGUUUGGAGCUCGCUGCCAAAUUGGAUGCCGAAUUGAAUGAGUACAUAAACAGCCUGGAGAAGAAAAGUUAUACAGAAGGAUGGCCGGAAGACAAGUGGCAAGAGGAAAUGGAAAAACACCCUUUUUUCAUGAAGAAAUCUCCGGAACCCGGCGACGAACUGUCUCCUUUGAUGGAAGGAUUGCAACAGCUCAAAUAUGGAAUAGAUGAAAAUACCCCCGAAGAAUUGGCAAAUAAUUACAAGGAAGAUGGAAAUUUUAAUUACAAAUAUAAAAAGUAUCGUCUUGCUAUUCUCAGUUAUACAGAAGGAAUACGAACAAGAUGUAAAGAUAAUGAUUUGAUGGCUCAAUUGUACAAUAACAGAGCUGCGGCACAAUUUAUGUUGCAAAAUUAUAGAUCGAGUUUAAACGAUUGUAAGGUGGUUUUAAAGUCCACUAAAAAAGAGACACUAUAUUUAAAAGCUUUGAAGCGAGCUGCUACUUGUAACUUUCACAUUAAAGAUUAUGGUCAAUGUAUUAAUCUCUGCGAUCAAUUUCUUGAUCAUAGUCCACUUGAUAAAACAAUAUUGAAAUUAAAAUCUGAUGCCACAAUUACAAGAAAUUAUUUACAAAGAAAUGAAAGAAAGCAAGCAAAGUUAGAAAAACAAUUGAAUAAAGAGGAGGAGAGAUUGUUAGAAAUAAUUUUAAAAAAAGAUAUUAAUUUAGAACUGGUAAAUGACAAACAAAAGUUAGAUUUGAGAGAUUUAGAACCUCAAGUGCCACAAAUAGCACAAAGUAGAGUGCACUUUGAUGGAAACGAUAAGCUUAUAUGGCCAGUAAUGAUUUUAUACCCAGAGACUCAACAAACUGAUUUCAUUCAAAAUUUUCACGAAGAUACAAUGUUAAUAGAACAGUUAACAGAAAUUUUUGAAGAAUCACCGGAGUGGGAUGCAGAGCAUCGUUAUAUCGUUGAUAAUAUAAAUGUAUACUUUGAAGGCAAAAAUAAAUGUUCCGUUCAUAAAGUAGACGUUCAACUCACAUUGGAUAAAAUAUUACGAAAUAAACAGUUCAUAGUCCGCGGUGGCACGCCGGCUUUUUUGAUAUUCGUAAAAUCCAGUGAAGCAGAAAAACGUUUCUUAGCAAAUUAUUAAAUGUCUAUUAUUGCAUGUAUAUAUAUUUUUUAUAUAUAGUUUGUGAGAAAGAUAGAAGAAAUAUGUACCAUAUAUUAUUAAACUUACAUCAAUAAUGGAGUUAUACAUUUGGAGCUAUAGUCGCAUGGAGUUCACUUGACAAAACUGUCAGUUCACUUGUCGCACUCGAUGAAAUAUAUUAUAGUUUUGCAUAAUAAAACGAUGCCCUGAGACAUUUUUUUGGCACUCCCGAUAUUAUAUGUUUAUUUGCAUGUGAUGUUUAUUCUCGAUAACUUAAUUUCUUGGAAAUAUAUGUUUAACAAUGCUCGCAACUAUGGUUGCGUGAAGAUCACUUGACGGAAUUAUCGCACAUUUUUAUUAUUGAUGCGAUACACUGUAUUUUUGCACAAUACGAUCGUCCGAUAUAUUUCUUCGGCACUCCCGAUAUUACACAAUUAUCCGCAAAUGAUUUUUAUUCUCAAUAACUUAUAAAAUCGCAACUCGAGUCUAAGAGAUAAAUGAGAGUCUUAGACGGUAAUAUCGUAUCAUAAUAUAAUUAUAGUAAUUGUGACCGAAUAAUUGUUAAUCACAGAGAUUAUUUCAUUCCUUCGUUUUGUCGACACUCACGAUAUUCGAUAACGAUUAUAUCUUCACCACAAACGUUCCGAUAUCGCAAAUAAUCGCGCGCGAUGUGCAAUGAUAAUACACGGUAAACGAGCGCGAAGAUAAUUAAGAAGAUAUCUCAAUUUCCGUUUCCGUUAGGGUACCAAUUCCGUGGUCCGAUUCCGAGAUUCCGAAUUUGUACUAUGCAAAUAUGGCGGUAAACGUCAUGACGUAAAUUUCUUUCUUGUUAAUUUCUAUUAAUGCAUAUGUAGAUAAUAAUCGUAUCUAGAUAUUUAUAU